GCCACACCCUAUAAAGAUGCAAUAGAAGCUACGAGAUGACUUCCACGGGCAUGGAGCAGCAAGGGUAAACAGAACCGUCCGAGUCCGAGUUUUCCCAUUACUGUUUGUAGCCAUCCUCCUUGGUUGUGUGCAGGACCCCAUAGAUAAGAGAUAAAAGGGAAUAUAACCUGGGGUCAACCCAUAUGGGUUUGUUGUUGUUUUUAACUUAAUUUUAAUUUACGUAAUUGUAUAUAUAUAUAUAUAUAUGUGCUUCUUUCCCUGAUUGUUACUUUUCCUUCUUUUACUUUAAUCAAUUGAGUUCAUCAAUUGCCUUUCUUUAUUUCCACUGCCACAAACUUAUCAUGUUUAAAACUACUUGGUCAAUUCUCCCAACUUCUUGGAUUAGUGCUAAGAAGACCGAAGAUGUUACGGCAAAGGCACCUAUACCAACAUCCACCAUUUUUAGAGACCCGAAUACAAAGUCUACUUUAUACAAUAUAUCAAUGAAUGAACAAUCGGUUGAUGACGAUGAUUCAUUCAUUGAUAUUACUACCAGAAAGUUAUCGUAUGCCGAGGUGGCUGCUUUAUCGCAAAACAAGAAACAAACCAAUCGUUUGAGCAAACCAAAGGAAAACCGAGUCAAUACAAACCAAUAUGAAGUAUUGGCAAAAAACUUGAAAGACGAUGAUGAUUUGGACGAAAUGGAAGAACCAAUUGAGAAGUUCAAAUCAAAUCACUACUUUAAAAAAAAUAAACAAUACAAGCAAUCGGAUAGAUUGAAGUCUAAGAAGAAAUAAUCAUUUC
This is a messenger RNA of Hyphopichia burtonii NRRL Y-1933, 783 nucleotides long. RefSeq lists its product as uncharacterized. The record is from RefSeq and is a predicted model, not a curated record. The transcript has a single exon. Bases 342 to 776 code for a protein of 144 amino acids. Lineage: Eukaryota; Fungi; Ascomycota; Pichiomycetes; Serinales; Debaryomycetaceae.